GCGCAGAGCGAGGCGCGGGGGCGGCGCGCGCGGUGCGGGCGCUGCGCGGCUGCGCGGGGCGCGUGCUUGGUGGCGGCUCGGUCCCGGCCCGCGCCCGCGGCGCCCCAGCUGCGGCCCCAGCGGCCUGGCUGCGCGAUCGCUGCGCAGCGAUGGCUCGGCCGCCGGGGCGGUGGUGCCCGGACGCUUGGGCGCCGCUGCUCUUGCUGCUGCUGCUGACCGGGCCCGCCACCUGCGCCGCCAGCCCCGCGGACGACGGCGCGGGCCCAGGGGGCCGGGGACCCCGAGGCCGCGCGCGGGGUGACGCGGGAGCCGACGAAGCGGUGCCGCGCCACGACUCCUCCUAUGGCACCUUCGCGGGGGAGUUCUACGAUCUGCGCUACCUGUCCGAGGAGGGUUACCCUUUCCCUACUGCUCCUCCUGUGGAUCCAUUUGCCAAAAUCAAAGUAGAAGACUGUGGAAAAACUAAGGGAUGCUUUAGAUAUGGCAAACCAGGCUGUAACGCAGAGACCUGUGACUACUUCCUUAGCUACCGGAUGAUAGGGGCUGAUGUGGAAUUUGAGCUGAGCGCAGACACUGAUGGCUGGGUAGCAGUUGGAUUCUCUUCAGACAAGAAAAUGGGUGGCGAUGAUGUCAUGGCCUGCGUCCAUGAUGAUAACGGCCGGGUCCGCAUCCAGCACUUUUAUAACGUGGGCCAGUGGGCAAAAGAGAUCCAGAGAAAUCCUGCCAGAGAUGAAGAAGGCGUUUUUGAGAACAAUCGAGUCACCUGCAGAUUCAAACGCCCUGUCAAUGUUCCCAGAGACGAAACUAUUGUCGACCUGCAUUUGAGUUGGUAUUAUCUGUUUGCUUGGGGUCCAGCCAUUCAGGGCUCCAUCACCCGACAUGAUAUAGACUCUCCACCGGUGUCAGAGCGCGUUGUCAGUAUUUACAAGUACGAAGACAUUUUCAUGCCAUCGGCUGCCUAUCAGACCUUCUCAUCUCCUUUCUGUCUGCUUCUCAUUGUUGCUCUGACCUUCUACUUGUUGAUGGGAACCCCUUAACCACAGCUGCAAGGCCAGUAGACUAAAUGGAUCGGAAAGCCUUUAGUAUAAAUCUAUAUUUUCAAGACUAUCCAGUAUAAUUUUAGCUUCUGUUUAUUUUAAAACAACACAUGAUUUCAGCUUUUUGGGAGAA
Castor canadensis (American beaver) is the source of this 1170-nucleotide messenger RNA. RefSeq names its product ferric chelate reductase 1 like (gene Frrs1l). Gene Ontology annotation, biological process: regulation of glutamate receptor signaling pathway; regulation of postsynaptic membrane neurotransmitter receptor levels. NCBI's taxonomy places the organism in Eukaryota, Metazoa, Chordata, Mammalia, Rodentia, Castoridae. The record is from RefSeq and is a predicted model, not a curated record.